AUGCCUCCUCGUAGUAGCACAAAGCGGGUGUACUCAGAGCCCCCUGUGGACCCCGAGAAAUCUGGAAAGAAGCGCAAAGCGAACACCAAUGGUAAAACGACUGCCAAGGAGAGUUCCCCUUCUCCUUCCUCUUCCUCUGAGUUUUCAUCAGACGAAACCAAAAGUGAAAUUCCUGUCGUGCCAGAGAACUAUGUGGACUACAGCAUGUUGGCUCAGGCCGGACAGGCUGAGACGUAUCCACGUCCCCCGAGACAGCAGCGAUGGAAACACGAUGGCGAUGUGCCUAUUACCGAUCCAGCGCUUGUUCCAGAAGGCUGGAACGCCGACGAACUAGAUCUUGAUUUCAACGAUAUCGAUGGUCAAAUUGAGAGAUGUAUGGAGAGGAUCAGUGAUGGAAUCUUGCCCAGCUUCUUCAAGUUCAGACUGUCACAGUAUGAGAAAAGACGAGCUGCUCGCGAUGAAAUGAUCCAUUCUGAACCGGCCGGACUCAGCUGGGACAUUAUCCGACGCUUAGAUCAUUUGAAGAGUAUCGAGACGCAUCUCAAUACGAAUGGGGACCCGGAUGAUCAGCUUCCUAAUGUCAAGGCUAUUACCAAAGCUUACAGGAAAGGCAAGCUGGGGUGGUCGAGAGGGUGGGUCAGCUACUGGUCGAAGGGCGUGCAGCUCAAUACGCCCCAGAAGUUCGACACGGAUUAUCACAAGAAACUGGCUGAGGAGUACGAUACCACUAGAGCGUGGUGGGUGGAAGGUCUUCAAGCUCCAGGCGGUGCCACUCUAGGGGGGUUUCACGCGUUUCCGCCGGCGAACGGUGUUCACUCGAUUGAGUACCCAGUGGAGGUAUGUCCUAAUAGUCAAGAUCCUAGCUGCUAUAGCCUCACCCUGUUGGUAUGCCAUGAUACUGGUGCGGAUAUUAUGGCGAUACCUGAGUACUAUAUAGCCCAGCUGGAGGCGCUAGGUAUGCGUGUUCCAGUUCAUGGCUAUAAUAUCAUGGCAACCGCAAGUGGAACAGCAUGUAACAAGAUUGUGGAGAUUGACGUCCGUCUGAAUGAUGGUGCCGGCCAGACUUUGUCCUAUUGGAUGAGGAUACAGGCCUGUGUCUUAGUAAAUAUGCCGGGGCCGAACGCUGGAAUGCUUCUUUCGGGGCCUUUCUUGCGGUUUGCACUUUACACUGCAACUUGCCCAGAUGGACAGGGAAAUCUCUAUGUUUGCAAUCACAAGAGUGAGCUAAAGCAGUUGCCAGCCAUCCCGCACAACUUUGUGCCGAGGGGACCGCCAUAUAUCAAUACUGCUCCUCCUGCACCAAACGGUGGACCACCAUCCCCUUCUGUACUAGCCCAGACAAACACCAUGACAACAAUGGCAGUGCAGCCAACCCCAUUGCAGCCACCGCAGCCACUGACGAAAGUGAAAGCGAGGAAAGGGAAAAAGAAGGGGAAGAACACAGCAGCCCUUUAG
Molecule: messenger RNA, 1455 nt
Organism: Penicillium robsamsonii
Lineage: Eukaryota; Fungi; Ascomycota; Eurotiomycetes; Eurotiales; Aspergillaceae
Exons: 3
Coding region: 1-1455 (484 amino acids)
Source: RefSeq, a predicted model, not a curated record